Messenger RNA from Protopterus annectens (West African lungfish), 1577 nucleotides. RefSeq names its product sulfotransferase family 4A member 1 (gene SULT4A1). The record is from RefSeq and is a predicted model, not a curated record. Bases 129 to 983 code for a protein of 284 amino acids. Gene Ontology annotation, biological process: sulfation. The transcript has 7 exons. Lineage: Eukaryota; Metazoa; Chordata; Ceratodontiformes; Protopteridae. Gene Ontology annotation, cellular component: cytoplasm. Gene Ontology annotation, molecular function: sulfotransferase activity.
CUCCAGCCAUCUGCAGGGAAGCGCAUCUUCAUUCACCUGCUUGCCACCGGGAUUUGUAGUGCUCCUCCCGUGUCUGACGGGCCGGAGACCUGCCCAGUUUUCCUCUGUGGUUUUAUAGGGGGUUAAGGAUGGCAGAAAGUGAAGCGGAGACCCCCAGCACGCCGUGCGAAUUUGAAAGCAAAUACUUUGAAUAUAAUGGGGUCAGGCUGCCGCCCUUUUGCAGGGGGAAGAUGGAGGAAAUUUCCAAUUUCCCUGUCAGAGAAAGUGAUAUCUGGAUUGUCACCUAUCCAAAAUCAGGAACCAGUUUGCUGCAAGAGAUUGUGUAUCUAGUGAGUCAGGGGGCUGACCCUGAUGAGAUCGGCUUGAUGAACAUUGAUGAGCAGCUUCCAGUCCUUGAGUACCCACAGCCUGGUCUCGACAUUAUCAAGGAGCUGACAUCCCCUCGUCUCAUAAAAAGCCAUCUGCCUUAUCGCUUCUUGCCUACAGACCUGCAUAAAGGAGACUCAAAGGUAAUAUACAUGGCACGGAAUCCUAAAGACCUUGUAGUUUCCUAUUAUCAGUUUCAUCGUUCCCUCAGGACUAUGAGCUACAGAGGAACAUUCCAAGAAUUCUGCAGGAGAUUUAUGAAUGAUAAAUUGGGGUAUGGCUCCUGGUUUGAACAUGUGCAAGAGUUUUGGGAUCACCGUUUAGACCCCAAUGUUCUUUUCAUUAAAUAUGAAGAUAUGCAUAAGGACCUUGGAAUGAUUGUGGAACAACUAGUACGAUUCCUGGGACUAGCCUAUGACAAGGCACAGCUGGAACUUGUUGUCGAACACUGUCUCCAGAUCGCUGAUCAGUGCUGUAACUCAGAAGCACUUCCUGUUGGCAGGGGAAGAGUCGGAUUGUGGAAAGAUAUCUUCACUGUGUCAAUGAAUGAGAAGUUUGAUGCUGUGUUUAAGCAGAAGAUGGGAAAAUCUGAUCUUACAUUUGACUUCAGCUUAUAGGCAAUGCAUGCAUUAUUACAGUUAUACUGUUGAAAUAUUAUCUUAAUCUUCUUCAUGUACCUAUUCACAGCCCACUGGAUGAAUCAUGUAUUCUGUGUAAUAACAAUCAAGUAAAUUAAUCUCUACUGUUUACCUAUUACCAUUUACAGGUUUUAUUCACAUAAAGUUUAAUAGAAACAGUCAAAAAGAAACAAAGCUCACCUGACAUAGAAUGUAUCCUUGUAACUUAAGCAUUGUGUGGUACACUGUAAGAUAUGUAAUCAGUUAAGCAGUGUGUGUUUUUAGCCCAAGGCUAAGAUUUUUAUAGAUAUUCACAUAUAUAUAUAAAAAGAACUUGAAGACAACCAAAAAUGAUUAAUAAACAAGGGGUAAAAAUCAGCCCCACUUUCUUAGCAGUAUCUCAGGGUUUAAUCCUUGUAUUUGUUGUGUCUUGUAGCUGAGGAUGUGUAUGUUUUAACAAUCUGGUUCCACAGAGUGCUAAAGUGUUUAGCCAUGGAGCAAUCCCUUUGCUUCAUACCCAUACAGUAUGGCCUACUCCUGUGAACUGACACAGCUACUGCACUCAAAUAAAGAUCAGCAAACUGCAAACUUCAA